GCAGUUCAUCGACAUUAAAGCCCCUAGAAUAGGAAGUGUGAGUCAUACAUUAAGGUAUAUAUAGAUCCUAAAGGCAACGUUUCAUCCUCACAUUCUCCUUUAUCAUAAUCUUUCUAUCCUUUAAAAUGGAUAAACAAUGGCACUAUCAACUUGGCGACGAAAACUUCACCAUCUCCACAGAUCCUGACAUUCUAUCGCAUGAAUUCAUCCAAACAUCCUUCGCCAGCCCAGCCAUGUACUGGGCAACCCCAGUAUCCUCAGAAAGCCUUCAACUUAUGAUAGAAAGGUCAUGCUUCUUUGGCCUUUAUAUCAAGUCUCCCAGACUUUCCACGCCAAAUCAUUCGGAUAUCCCUAUAACACCUCAAUUCAUACAAAUCGGCAUGGCCCGUUUGAUAACCGACUACGUAACGGUCGCAUAUCUAGCGGACGUCUUCAUCAUCCCACAGCAUCAGGGCAAAGGUCUGGGAAAGUGGUUGAUACAAUGCAUCAAGGAAAUGGUCGAUUCGAUACCGAAUUUGAGACGGGUUAUGCUCAUGGCGAAGAAUGUACCGCAUGCGACGAACUUUUAUCAGGAAUUACUCGCGGUGCAGGUGUACAACCAGACUGAUAAGAAGGUGGUUUUUAUGAGCAGUUGAUUUGGUAUUUGCCCGUUGUAUAUCAUAUGGAUCGUCGAAUGGAUAUUGAGUAAGAUCAAGUGUAUAUCUGUUGCCACAUCCUUCCUCGUCCCACCAUCUGUGUCUCCUGUGAAUGCACCAAACAGAUACCUGUUCAAUCAAAAAACCCAAGGAACAAGUCUCGCCGUCGAACGAUUAUAUUCCUCCCACUCCUUUCCAAAACACCGCCGUAGCAUCCUCUCCUCGUCCAGAAUCCUCGCCGGGAGACAAACCAGAAGUGGUGCGACGAUAAGAGUCCA
Molecule: messenger RNA, 913 nt
Organism: Aspergillus wentii DTO 134E9
Lineage: Eukaryota; Fungi; Ascomycota; Eurotiomycetes; Eurotiales; Aspergillaceae
Exons: 1
Coding region: 126-635 (169 amino acids)
Molecular function (GO): acyltransferase activity, transferring groups other than amino-acyl groups
Source: RefSeq, a predicted model, not a curated record